Messenger RNA from Knipowitschia caucasica, 1371 nucleotides. Lineage: Eukaryota; Metazoa; Chordata; Actinopteri; Gobiiformes; Gobiidae. The record is from the annotation of a GenBank genome assembly.
AUGUGGCCGAGCGGCGUGCCCUGGCUGUCACCUCCUCCUCAGGCUUUCAUCUCCCGCGGCCGUGUCUCCUCCUGGGGCCGCGAGCUCAAAACACCGCCCGAGUCUCAGGGAAAAGGGUCGGAACUGAUGUCUGAAUUAGUUGAUCGUUGCGAGAAGACGUCUCGCCGAACGGGAGAGCGUUGCUGUCGGCCCAAAGUAAAGUCAUCACGGUCUCAUCACGGUCCAGUCUCAUCACGGUCUCAUCACGGUCCAGUCUCAUCACGGUCCUGCCUCAUCACGGUCUCAUCAUGGUCCUGCCUCAUCACGGUCCUGCCUCAUCACGGUCUCAUCACGGUCCUGCCUCAUCACGGUCUCAUCAUGGUCCUGCCUCAUCACGGUCCUGUCUCAUCACGGUCUCAUCACGGUCCUGCCUCAUCACGGUCUCAUCACGGUCCAGUCUCAUCACGGUCCUGCCUCAUCACGGUCUCAUCAUGGUCCUGCCUCAUCACGGUCCUGCCUCAUCACGGUCUCAUCACGGUCCUGUCUCAUCACGGUCUCAUCACGGUCCUGCCUCAUCACGGUCUCAUCAUGGUCCUGCCUCAUCACGGUCCUGUCUCAUCACGGUCCGGCCUCAUCAUGGUCCUGACUCAUCAUGGUCCUGCCUCAUCACGGUCCUGUCUCAUCACGGUCUCAUCACGGUCUCAUCACGGUCCUGCCUCAUCACGGUCUCAUCAUGGUCCUGCCUCAUCACGGUCUCAUCAUGGUCCUGCCUCAUCAUGGUCCUGCCUCAUCAUGGUCCUGCCUCAUCACGGUCCAGUCUCAUCACGGUCCAGUCUCAUCACGGUCCUGCCUCAUCACGGUCUCAUCAUGGUCCUGCCUCAUCAUGGUCCUGCCUCAUCACGGUCCUGUCUCAUCACGGUCCGGCCUCAUCAUGGUCCUGCCUCAUCAUGGUCCUGCCUCAUCACGGUCCUGUCUCAUCACGGUCCGGCCUCAUCAUGGUCCGGCCUCAUCACGGUCCUGUCUCAUCACGGUUUCAGCACGGUCCUGCCUCAUCACAGUCUCAUCAUGGUCCUGCCUCAUCACGGUCCAGUCUCAUCACGGUCUCAUCAUGGUCCUGCCUCAUCACGGUCCUGUCUCAUCACGGUUUCAGCACGGUCCUGCCUCAUCACAGUCUCAUCAUGGUCCUGCCUCAUCACGGUCCUGUCUCAUCACGGUCCUGCCUCAUCACGGUCUCAUCACGGUCCUGCCUCAUCACGGUCCAGUCUCAUCACGGUCCCAUCAUGGUCCUGCCUCAUCACGGUCCUGCCUCAUCACGGUCUCAUCACGGUCCUGCCUCAUCACGGUCCUGCCUCAUCACGGUCUCAUCACGGUCCUGCCUCUUCAGUUUCUUGA